Messenger RNA from Colletotrichum fioriniae, 2001 nucleotides. RefSeq lists its product as uncharacterized. Gene Ontology annotation, molecular function: peptide-N4-(N-acetyl-beta-glucosaminyl)asparagine amidase activity; carbohydrate binding. Gene Ontology annotation, biological process: carbohydrate metabolic process; glycoprotein catabolic process; protein deglycosylation. The record is from RefSeq and is a predicted model, not a curated record. Gene Ontology annotation, cellular component: nucleus; cytosol. NCBI's taxonomy places the organism in Eukaryota, Fungi, Ascomycota, Sordariomycetes, Glomerellales, Glomerellaceae.
AUGACAGCUGGGGAGCGGACAACUCUCUUCCGCUUCAACUUCUCACCAAAUGAUACCGUAUCUUACGAAAACGUAGCGGACCUCAAUACAGUUGAAGUUGUGAGCAGUCCAUUGAUUCUCAUUGACCUCACGGACAUUGCCCAGAGCAGAUCGAGCGGAGGCAUUCAAGUGUACGAGUCUGGCCGCGUCGUUGGCGACGGCACCUUCAGACCCUCUUUCGGUCAGGGAAGCUACAGGGCAUUCUUCUGCGCCGAUUUCCAGGGCGCUCCUAUUCGGAAAUCCGGCGUUUUCGAGGGGGACAACCCGCGCGUGACAGACAAAUAUCUAGCCGAGUUCACGCGUGGCAUACAUAACCCUACUGGUGCCGCUGGCGCAUGGCUGCAAUUUGAGCGUCCCACGACCAACCAGAUCCUUGCUAGAGUCGGCCUGUCCUUCAUCUCUGUCAACAAAGCUUGCGAGAAUGCCGAGAGAGAUAUCCCCAAAUUCGACUUUGACGGUACUGUGCGUGCUGCGGAAUCGACUUGGGCCGACAAGCUCUCAACGGUGGAUGUCAGCACGGAAGGCGUCAGUGAAGACAUGAAGACCGUAUUCUGGUCGGGUCUGUAUCGGAGCCUGCUGUCACCGCAGAACUACACUGGCGAAAACCCGUUAUGGGAGUCGUCCGAACCGUACUUUGACUCGUUCUACUGCAUCUGGGACUCAUUCCGAGCGCAGCAUCCACUCUUGACCAUCAUCGACCCAGAAGCUCAAACGCAGAUGGUACGAACAUUGCUAGAUAUCUUCAGAUUUGUUGGAAAGCUUCCAGACUGCAGAAUGUCUUUCUGCAAGGGGUUUAGCCAAGGAGGUUCGAAUGCGGAUAUCGUGAUCGCAGAUGCAUACUUGAAGAACAUGACCAACGGGGUCGACUGGAAGACCGCAUACGAGGCCGUGGUCUCUGAUGCCGAAGUGGCACCGCAGCACUAUGGCGUCGAAGGCCGCGGCAAUCUGCAAAGCUGGUUUGGCUUGGGAUACAUCGCACAGGAUCAUAUGGACAAAGUAUCGACCGGUCCACACAGCAGGUCUAUUUCUCGGACCGUCGAGUACGCCUACGACGACUUUUGCAUCGCAGAGAUGGCCCAGGGACUCGGCCACCAGGAAGAUUUUGAGAAGUACAUGCAACGCAGUGCAAACUGGCAGAACCUCUGGAAUCCGACCCAAGAGGACAUUAUCCAAGACAGGGACAAAAAGGAGGUCGAGAGAACGAAGUACACAGGAUUCCUGAUGCCAAAGUUGAUGAACGGCUCGUUUACGUACCAGAACACGCGUGUUUGUUCGCCCAACACAGAACAGCAUCUCUGCUACUUCGACACUGCCCAGGCGACAUACGAGGGCUCACCCUGGCUGUACUCGUUCUUCGCACCGCAGGAUAUGGCAACUUUGAUCAAACUGAUGGGAGGUCGGGAUGCGUUUGUCGACAGGCUCGAAUACUACCACAGCGGCAACAUUGUCUACAUGGGCAACGAACAGGCGUUCCUUACCGUGUUCCAGUUCCAUUAUGCGGGUAGACCCGGCCUCAGCUCCCGCACCACACGGAGCUACAUUCCUUCGCAGUUUAAUGCCACGAUCAACGGCAUCCCUGGCAAUGACGACUGUGCAAUGGGUGCUUUCAGCGCGCUUGCCAUGAUGGGGUUCUUCCCCGUCGCGGGGCAGGACGUAUACCUCGUCAUCCCGCCAUUCUUCCCCGAGGUGCGGCUUAAGAGCCGGGGUCCUAAGCCCGUUGUUAUCCGAAAGGUCGCAAAGGAUGACAAAGAACUUGCCGAGGGUAUCUACAUUCAGAGCGCCACUCUAAACGGGAAACCGUACACGAAGAAUUGGAUAAACCACGAGUUCUUCUACCACGGCGGUGUGUUGGAGCUGACCGUCGGUACGAAGGAGAGUGACUGGGGCACCAGAGAGGAAGAUGUGCCUCCCAGCUAUACAGCGACACCAAAGACAAUAGCGCCAACUCGAACCCAAGGUUGA